AUGAAGUGGUUCAAGAAGAAGAAGUCUCGCACGUUAGAACCCGUCGAGGUUCUCCCUCGGAGCAACAGCUUGGCGCCACACGGAACCCCGCCUGUAUCAAGUCAGCUAUUGGCAAAGCUGCCUGGGCCCCUCCUCGAGCGCAUCUUCUCCUUCGUGUGCCCGCACACCCAAGAUGAGACCUACGAGAGCUGCGAGCAGUCUGCGGUUGAUGUCGGGGAUACUUGUAUGCUCUGCGACCUGCGGGAUCUCGCUCACUGCGCGCAAGUCUCGAGAAAAUGGAGGGUGCAUGCUUCAAAUGUGCAGUACCACAGCAUACGCAUCGAUGCCGUUCACUAUUGCCCUCUUGAAGAAAUCCUUGCUGAGAGGCGCAAACGCCGUUCCCGCAUGAAUCGAAAUGCCGAACCCGAAGACACUGCUCAGGCGCGGCUGAAGCUGCUCUGUAGGACGCUGGGGAACGACCAAGGAGGAUUCGCCCUGAAUGUACAAUUUUUGAAGACGCCGUAUAUGACACGAGAGACAUGCAAGCCGGAUCUUGCGCGGGCCGUUCAUGUUACCCCGAAUCUAAGAUAUGUCGACCUUCCUGAAGGGCUGUUUACGGAUGAUCCGUCUUGCCAUGCUUUGAAGGCGGAGAUACAGGCGCGAUGUCCAGAUCUGAGGAAGAUGUGCUAUAUGGGAGGAGCUGAGAAGAGCUUGGAGAUGCUUGCGAGUGGGAGAAUAUGGACAAAUCUGGAGGUGUUGGAGCUGUCAAGGUUGAAUAUGGAUCCAACAAUACUUCGUAUGGUCCUGGGAUCUCUACCUCAACUACACGCCCUGAAGGUCUCGGAUAUGAAAGCGUUCGACGAUGAUCUAUUCAAGUACAGCGAUAAUCUUCCUCCUUGGCCUCCUCUGGCAGAACUUAUAUUCGAAAAUACUCCAAAUCUUACGGCGGAAGGACUGAUAGCAUACCUGUUCCGUUCUGACACCCAAGACUCUCUCAAGACGUUGUCUCUCACAACCACAGGCGUCCACCCAUCGACACUACAACGGAUCCUCUCCGUGGCUCCAGCCCUCCAACAUCUCUCAUUAAUAGACACCGUAUCCACCUCUUUUCCAGGCAACCAAAAUGUCCAGCCCCUGAACUCUACAUCUCUCAAAAUAUUCCAUUACGAAAUCACAUCGGCAACAUCAGCAAACAUAUACACUAGCACUACUGCAAGCUACUACGAUUACCUAAGAUCCUCUCUCCUCUCCGGCGGGCUACCAAAACUGAAGGAGCUUUACGUGCGAGACCCAGAUUUUGCAGACUCCCUAAUCGACCUCGCCCUCCCUCCACCACCCUUCGGCCACUCCCCCUCAGCCUCACAAGACCGAAACCCCUUCCACCACAACCAAACCAGUCGCCCCCUUUCAUCCAACAACCCCUUCCUGUCACCCUCCUCCCCCAACUCCCCCUCGUCUCUCCCUUCACCAAGAGGUCUCCCCUCCUCCCUCGCAGUCUACAGCAAAGGCCUCGAGGAAAUGGAAUGGAAUUUCUCUCGCGUUCAACCUCCCACCCUCCCCGGUCGCCGGGGCUCAGCCACCACUCCUCGUCCAGUGAGCAGUUAUGGGUUGGAGAAUUUGAGAGCGUGGAAAGAUGAGAGAGGGGGUGUGAGAAAGAGUGUUGUUGUUGGAAAUGGGUGGGGAGGGUUUCUGGCUGUGCCGGUUGAUGGUGGUGGUGCGGGUGGGAGGCCGAGUAGCAGUGCGGGGGAGAGGGGGAAGAAGAGUGGGAGUAGUUACGAUAUGUUUCGUUGA
This is a messenger RNA of Hyaloscypha bicolor E, 1770 nucleotides long. RefSeq lists its product as uncharacterized. NCBI's taxonomy places the organism in Eukaryota, Fungi, Ascomycota, Leotiomycetes, Helotiales, Hyaloscyphaceae. Bases 1 to 1770 code for a protein of 589 amino acids. The transcript is spliced from 3 exons. Gene Ontology annotation, molecular function: protein binding. The record is from RefSeq and is a predicted model, not a curated record.